This is a messenger RNA of Cryptomeria japonica (Japanese cedar), 1118 nucleotides long. RefSeq names its product protein ABA AND ROS SENSITIVE 1. The transcript is spliced from 7 exons. NCBI's taxonomy places the organism in Eukaryota, Viridiplantae, Streptophyta, Pinopsida, Cupressales, Cupressaceae. Gene Ontology annotation, biological process: mitotic DNA damage checkpoint signaling; mitotic DNA replication checkpoint signaling; nuclear DNA replication. Gene Ontology annotation, molecular function: zinc ion binding; nucleic acid binding. Gene Ontology annotation, cellular component: nucleus; spliceosomal complex. The coding region runs from base 33 to 974 and encodes 313 amino acids. The record is from RefSeq and is a predicted model, not a curated record.
AAUUAGAAACAUUGCAGGAUUGAUUUUUCAACAUGGACGCAAAAAGCAGAAAAGCUAUGUUCAGGGAAAAAAAGAAAGAAAAAGGAGAGAAGCGGAUCGAUUCUCCUCUCGUAAGGUAUAAUGAGCUUGACCAGGCAGUGUGCAGGGUCUGCAAUGUUGUUAUAAAAUCGGAACCCCUAUGGCCUGCCCACCAGGCUUCACGCAAGCACAAAGAAGCUGUGGAAGACAUUAAAGCCCGUGCUGCAAAAUCUAAAACUGUCAAUAAUUCAAAGUCCACAAAAAUUGAUGCUUCCAAUAUUGAGACUCAGCUGUUGUCCUCUGUUCCUGCACAGACUCGGCCAGCAUCAUCUCUUCCUACCAGCUUUUUUGAUGAACCUGAUGCCAAACGUCAAAAUCGAAUAUCACAGGAAGAGGCUAGGAAUUCUACUACCUUGGCAAAGAAUUUGAAGGAAACGACAUCAGAAACAGUUCCAUCUAAGACAACAAUUGUCUCAACCAAGGAGAAGAAACAUCCUUCAGAUGUGUCAGAUAUGAAGGAAAAAGAAAUUGAAAAUUUUCCAUCUGUUCAUCCGGUGCAUGCUUCCAAUCUAACAGAAGAAUCAGCAGCGAAUCAAGUGAAAGGGUCUCUUCCAGAAGGAUUUUUUGACAACAAGGAUGCAGAUCUGCGUGCAAGAGGAUUGGAGCCUGUUAAAUAUGAUAUCAAGGCUAUGUAUUGCACUAAUGGGAUGAAGCUUUGUUUACAGUUUGAUGCUGCUGAGGUGAGAGAGGAGAUGGAACUUAUAGAGCAGAGGGCAUAUGUGGAGCGUGUAGAAAUGUUGAAAAAGAAGCAGCAGGAACUAUCCAUGUCGAAAGUUUCCACACAAGUGAAAUCUCCCUCAUACAUAGGGGCAGAAAGUAGUGAUGUUUCUUCGAGUGAUGAUGAUGGUGAAAAUGAAGAUAACUACUUGAUUGAUUGGAGAGCUAAGCUCUUCUAGAACAUAGAUUAAAGUGAACAGUUUAAGUUUGUUGGGGGUAGAUGUUUGUAACUUGAUGCAUAGAUAGAAUUACACGACUAAUUUUAUUUUGUAAUUCUUUUUACUUUUUUUGUUUAAAUAAUUUGUCCAUGCUUUCCUUUGUUA